This is a messenger RNA of Hibiscus syriacus, 1088 nucleotides long. Its product is annotated as bifunctional nuclease 1-like. Lineage: Eukaryota; Viridiplantae; Streptophyta; Magnoliopsida; Malvales; Malvaceae. Bases 102 to 1073 code for a protein of 323 amino acids. Gene Ontology annotation, cellular component: VCB complex; nucleus. The transcript is spliced from 10 exons. The record is from RefSeq and is a predicted model, not a curated record. Gene Ontology annotation, biological process: protein ubiquitination. Gene Ontology annotation, molecular function: nuclease activity.
UCUUGAUUAACUUUGCUCUCAUCUUAGAUCAAAAUGAUAUGAUCUUUGUAAAGUUAAGAGUUGCCUGUUUGGGAAAUCUUUUCAGGUGGUGAUCGGGAAAUAUGGUUUCGUUGCAAGGACCGGUGAUUUGCCCCGCCUUUCAGAGCAAACAAGUUGGGGUUAACUCGCUGAUGGUAAAUAGGCAUUUCCCAUGGGCAAGGUUGCUUACAAGUGAUAUAUGGGGAUACAGAAGAGAGAUUGACGGAAAGAGUAAGUCCCGUAAACUGAAAUUUCGAAAUUGCAAGACCACGGUGCAUUGUUGUUUCAGUUCAUCUUCAGAUUGGAAUGGAAGUUUUGACGAAAACGAUGGAAAUUAUGUUAAUUCCAGUGUGGCUGAAGCUGAUGAGGUGGUUUGUGGACCUGAUGGAAUUAUGAUUAAAAUGAGGUAUGGUAGUCAUUUAAGAUGUGUUCAUAACAGUCCUCAAAAUGGGCAUCUGCCCAAUUAUGCACCUCAUCAUGCCAUUGUUCUGAAGAUGGAAGAUGGGACUGGGCUUCUUCUACCAAUCAUCGUUUUGAAGAUGCCAAGUGUCUUGCUCAAGGCAGCAUUGUGCAAUGUCCGAGUUGUUAGACCUACGCUUUAUCACGUUAUCAAGGACAUGAUUGAAAUGAUGGGAUACUCGGUAAAGCUUGUUAGAGUUACUAAAAGAGUGCAUGGGGCCUAUUUUUCUCAGCUGUACCUGACAAAGGAGGGUGAUGAAACAGAGUACAUCGCUUUUGACCUUCGGCCUUCUGAUGCUAUCAACAUUGCUGUGAGAUGCAAGGUACCUAUACAAGUGAAUAAGCACUUAGCAUAUAGUGAUGGAAUGCGAGUGAUUGAAACAGGGAAGCUGUCCAUGAAGCCCCCAGCUUCAGAUAUCUUACCACAUACUGAACUAGACCAGCCAAGUGGUCAGCGUUGUCUCGAUUCAGAGGAGUUCAAAAUUGUCAGCGACUUAAAUGAAGUUAUUUCUGAGGAACGCUACAAGGAUGCUGCUGAUUUGAGAGAGAAACUUGAUAUGUUUCGAGCUGCAAGGAACUUGAGGAGAGAUGCGUAACACGUGAUUAUUUGU